Thunnus maccoyii (southern bluefin tuna) is the source of this 794-nucleotide messenger RNA. RefSeq names its product complement C1q-like protein 2. NCBI's taxonomy places the organism in Eukaryota, Metazoa, Chordata, Actinopteri, Scombriformes, Scombridae. The transcript is spliced from 4 exons. The record is from RefSeq and is a predicted model, not a curated record. Bases 1 to 690 code for a protein of 229 amino acids. Gene Ontology annotation, molecular function: protein binding.
AUGGGCAUCCACAACUGCCUGGGGGACGAUGGAGAAUAUCCCCUUGUGAUUGUAAUGACAUUUACGGUGCUGUUUUUUGUGUUCCUGUUCUGCGGCUUGACUUUGGCCCAGGAGGAUGCUAACGCUACUGACACAGAAAUAAAUAGUCAUACGCAGUUUGCCAACUUGCCUGACACGUAUGAGCUUCUGAGAGAGUUUGGUGCCAUGGAGGAAAAACUGCAGACUGUUGAAACCAGACUGCAGGACAGUGAAAACCAGAUUAUGGAUCUGAGAAACAAAGAGAGAACCAAGGUAAUAUUCAGUGCAGCAACAGGUGGCAAUGGAACAAUCGGACCAUUCAACACAGAUACAACUUUAAUCUACAGAAGAGUGAUAACAAACAUCGGUGGAGCCUACGGUCAAUACACAGGUAUCUUCACUGCACCGAUUGCAGGUGUUUAUUACUUUACCAUCUUCUAUCAUGCUGGAGGAGAGCAUAAGGCAAAGCUGAACUUGUACAAGAACAACCAGCUGAUGGUGGUGACUCAUGAUCACCAGUCAAACUCUGACACAGCUGAUAAUGGUGGAAAUGCAGUGUUCCUGCAGCUGCAGCAAGGUGACCAGGUGUAUGUCCAGUUGCCUGCAAACUCACAUGUUUGGGGAACUAACCACCACACAACGUUCAGUGGUUUUUUGGUCACUCAAAUAUGAGAAUGGAUAAAUAAUUUACCACUUUAUUGUGAUACAGAAUCAUUUCUGACCAUUAGAAUUUAAAUUCAGAUGUCUAAAAAGAAGGCAGUCACUCACAAUGUAAA